AUGUCUCAACGAAAAGAAAUGAAUUUUGUAAUUUGCUUUAUUUUUCUUAUAUUUGGUAAAACAAUUCAUAGUCAAUCAUGGAAUACAACAGAUGAUAUUCUUCCAUGGGAAACAUAUUUACAAUUGGGUGAUAUUCAACGACCACUUGGUCUUAUACUCAAUCGAUCUUCACUUGCUCAUCGUCAUUUUACUAUUGGAUAUCUUUGUCUUCAUUCAUUUAUGUAUGAUGAAGCUAAAGAAGCUUUCGAUUUAGCUAUUAAUACUACUCCUACAUUUAUUGAAGCUUACAUUGGUAAAAUGCUUAGUUGUAAACAAGCACUAUGGUCAUAUACUGAUUUGGAUUGUGGUCAAGCAAUAUACAAUACAACUCGAAAGUUAAGUAGGACAAGUUUUCAAGAAGAACUUCUCUCAACAGUUUAUCAAUGGUAUGCUUAUAAACCAAAUAUAACUGCUGGUGAAGAUGCAUUUCUAUUAUCGAUUCGUAAUUUAUCUCAAAAUCAUUCAAAUGAAACUGAUAUUCGUGUUUUAUUGGGUCUUUCACUUCUUAAUGUUGCUAAACAAAUUCAAAAUCAAUCACAAAUAGAACCACCAGGAAUGAUAGAAGCAAGAAAUAUAUUAGAAGAUGUAUUAAAAAAUGAAUCAAAUCAUUCAGGUGCACUUCAUUAUCUUAUACAUGCUUAUGAUGUUGUUCUAGUGAAUAUAUCUCAACAAGCUCAAGAUUAUGCCGAUCGAUAUGGAAAAAUUGUAACAACAUCAUCACAUGCACAACAUAUACCUUCUCAUAUUUGGAUUCGAAUAGGUUCAUGGAAUCGUUCUUUAUCAGCUAAUGAACAAAGUAUUAUUGUUAGUUUAAGAUUAUGUACAAAGAAAUUAUUAGUUUCUAAUUUAUCAAUUUCUUCAAUUCAACUUGAAUCUAUAUGGAAUUUAUUGAAUACUACUCAACAAAAAUUACUUAUUCAAUGUGAUGUAGUAAAUCGAGCUUAUUCUAUGGAAUCGUUAUCAUAUUCACGUUUACAAACAGGUAAUUGGUUAGGUAGUCUUGAUCUACUUCGAGAUUUAUAUUUUGCUUAUUAUCAAUCUAAUCAAACAUUAAAUCAAUAUUUAUCAUUUGCUUAUCGAACACAAACUCGUAUGAUUAUUGAAUUAUUUUAUUGGUUUCCUUAUAAAUCGGAAUUUCUAAAUAAAAUACAACAAUUAUUAGCAAUUAAUGGAACACAAACAAUGGUGUUAUUAGAUGAAAAUACUACACAAUGGUAUCCAAUAUGGAGUGAAGCAGGAUUUCGAUUUAGUGAAUGUCUUCUUCGAUUAUUAAUUAAUGUUAAUAAUAGCAAUAAUAUAUUCAUAAUAGAUGAACAUCUUACUCGUUUAAAUAAUCUUUCUAAUAGAACUGCUUCAUUAAAUCCAUAUGUAUCAAUUAGUAUAUCAAUAAUGAUAUCUCAAAUUCGUGGAAUUCGUUAUUAUAUAAAUCAAUCAUGGCAAGAAUGUUUGAAUGAAUUAAAUAAUGCUGUUAAACGUGAAUUAACUCUUAUUCCUGGUACUAAUAGUCCAUCUUUAAUAUUUAUAAAUUCAUCAGAAUUACUUGCAGUACAUCUAUUACUUAUUCAUAGACAAUUUGAACAAGGAUUAAUUAAUGAAAAUUAUACAUUAAAGAGUAGACAAAUAUCUAUUGUUGACUUUCCAUCACAAGCAUUAAUUCUUUAUAAAAAAGCUAAUGAAGCAGCACCUAACCGAGUUAUUAAUAUUGUUGGUAUGGCUCGAGCUAAUACUCAAUUAGGUAAUACGAAUGAAGCAAUAAAACUUUAUCAAUUAUUACUUACUCAAAUGAAUCUUUCCAAUAAUACUGAUUUAACAUUAUUGAAAGAAGCAGCUAAUUUUAUUGCACAGAAUCCAAUACAAUAUAAUUCUGCGUCGAAUUAUUUUUCUUCAAUUUUUUUUUUGCUUUUUGUAUUUUUUCUUUUAUAA
This is a messenger RNA of Rotaria sordida, 1962 nucleotides long. NCBI's taxonomy places the organism in Eukaryota, Metazoa, Rotifera, Eurotatoria, Philodinida, Philodinidae. The record is from the annotation of a GenBank genome assembly.